CUCUGUUCUCUCAGUCUUCACUUAACGGAUUUCACUUUCGUCUCCCGCUUGGCGUCCAUUCAUCUCUUCAGCGACUAACUGAAGAAUUUUGGAAAAGGGAACAAAAAUUUGAAGGACGAAUCGGAGUUUGCGAAUCCCAGAAACCAGAAAUUUCGAGUAGUUGGCUUGUAAUUAAUCAGACAAGAUGGAAGUUAAUGAGUUAUAUCUUGAUCUCCUUGCACUGAGGGAAUUAUACAUCCUCCUCUUAAAGAGCUGUUUGCGAGAUGCAAAUUCAGAACUUCAGCUGGAUGAAAGGGCACAAAUUUUGUUGAAGCAUUUGCUCGAUGAUGCUACUGCUGAAAUUGUCCAGUUUCACUCGAAGACAAAGCCAGUGGAAGAGAAAGUUGCUGAAUGGAUGGAAUACAAUCAAAGUACAAGAAAAACGGGAAAUGUUGCUGCUAAUGACUUAUCAAAUGGUAUUGGUUUAGCACUCAGAAGAAUUGAAUUCCACAUUUUAUCUCUGCAACAUUAUACAAGUCAAAGUAGGAACACAAGAAGCCAUAUCAAUGGAGCUAAAUUAUCCAACUCUCCAUUAGAUCAGCAGAAAGUUCAGUCAAGAAUGGAUCACUCAAAUUUGAAGGCCAGAGUUGCUGAGCCAAUCAAUGGCCAUUGUUCCGAGUUCGUUCACGGGUUUAGAGUACCUCUGUCUCAAGACAAUGUUGAGGCCAUGAAACCUCCAAACGUUGGAACCCAGGUAUCUAAACAAAACAAAGUUAUAAAUCCAGUGAUUCUGAUAGAUAAAUCUCGAUGUUCAGUGGGAUCCAAGGCUACUGUACGGUCCGUGAAUCGAACUCAGAUACACGAAAGGCGGUGCCAAAAUUUGCCUGGUCAUAUGAUCAUGAGGCCAACUUUGCUGAAUCAUAUGAAGACUCGAAUGCCCACUCAGCAAGAAUCAGAAUUUACAAACUCAGAAUCAGAAUCAGUUUCUUCUUCAAGUUGGGCAACUCAGCAGACAAGUGAAACUGAAACCACUGAUUACCCUUCUUCCUCAAGUCACCAAGAGGAUCAACCGGCAACCGGAUCGGAGGUGAGUAGCCGGUACAGAAGCAGCAGAAUUUCCUCAAAAGCAUUUAGAAUCAGCCAUGGGAAAAAGGGGUCGAAGAAAGCGAUCGGACGUUUCAAGAGACUGAGAAACAAACUAGGCCUUAUCUUCCACCACCAUCACCACCACCAUCACCAUCACCACCACAACAGCCAUAAUAACUUCUUCAUGUGGAAGCAGCUAAGAAAGAUCUUCCAUGGCACAGACAAGAAAAGAGUAACAAGUAAAGGACGACACGAAACGCUAAAGAAAACAGCAAUCCGAAGCGUAUCUCGGAAGAAUCAAGUUGGAAGGUUUCAGGCUCUGGCUGAGGGGCUGAGGAGCCAUGUUUGGAAACCGACAGCCAUGAAGAAGAAAGAGCUUAGGAAGCCGAGGUUGGGGAAGAAGGGUGUGAAGAAGUUGCACUGGUGGAGGAUGUUUUGUCGCCGCCGUGGAGUGAAGUUGCCAAAUAAAGGGCGUGUGAAAAUAGGGUAUGUAAAUAGAAAACCACAGCAUAAGAUAGUUUAGUUUGGUGGAACAAUUUUCAAUCUUCUGCAGCCAAUUUGGGCUUUUUAUCCUCUCCUAUGUUGAGCUGCUAUGAGAGUUGAACAUUUUGGUAGACAUAUGUUGUACGUCUCUAGAGAAUGUAAAAGGUUUGUAUUUUUAAUGUUAGUGUAUUCCUAUUGAUUACAAA
Messenger RNA from Momordica charantia (bitter melon), 1754 nucleotides. NCBI's taxonomy places the organism in Eukaryota, Viridiplantae, Streptophyta, Magnoliopsida, Cucurbitales, Cucurbitaceae. The record is from RefSeq and is a predicted model, not a curated record.